Messenger RNA from Gaeumannomyces tritici R3-111a-1, 2314 nucleotides. RefSeq lists its product as hypothetical. Lineage: Eukaryota; Fungi; Ascomycota; Sordariomycetes; Magnaporthales; Magnaporthaceae. The record is from RefSeq and is a predicted model, not a curated record. The transcript has 3 exons. The coding region runs from base 786 to 2093 and encodes 435 amino acids.
AGAAGCGGCAGGACGGACUCCCUCCUUCCCCAGACGGCAAUGCCCAAUGCCAGGAGGGGGCCCCACAGCCCAAAGCGUGCGAGCCGAGACUUGAGGCCCGAAACGAUGUGUUUCUCGGCCAGGUUUUGCGGCAAGAUUGCCGCAUCAUCUCGGGUCUGCUCGGCGCCCCCGCUCGCCUCCAGGCUUCGGGCGCUGGGAGCGCUGGGCCUUGUAAUGCGACCUUCUUGUUUCCGUCGCGCCAAGCGGGCGCGAUGAUGCCUCGGGGUGCACCAGAUGUCCACCGGGACCACGGCCGAUCCCUGGCUGUACCUGGGGAAUUAUAGUCUACAGUCCACACACGUCAGCCAGAUGCCACAGGCCGAUCAUGGCUCACUUGUUCCGCCAAUGGCGGCCGCCAAAAUGCCAUCUAGUGGGCUGCCCGCCCGGGAUUGGCAACAACGGCAAUGCUACCAAAAUGCCAUCAUCGGAGGGCUGGGCGGCCGCAUCCCCGCUCACAAUGCCGAAUGCGCCAAGCACGUCCUUAUCUCGGCGGUUUUUCUGCUCUGAGAAGCUGCCUCUUCGCCCCUGGCUCGGACGAUCGCUUGGUUCCUCAUGGCUUGUCUGUCUGCCCGUGCUCUUUUAAGGGCAGCGUCCCGCAGCUGACUGCCUCGCUCCCGCCCGUCCUCGUCCUCGUCCUCGGCCCCUAUCUGAAUCAGACCGCUUUUCGACCCCCUCUAGGUCCUCCCCGAGCCUGGUAGUCGUGUAGCAGAGUCAGACACUGAGAUUAGCAGUACAGAAGCGUCGCCAUGGUUCCUGUAGGUUGGAUCCGCGGCUCCGGCCUCAUCACGGCUGUGCUCCUGGCCGGACAGUCGCUUGCCCAGUCGUGCCAGACCGCUCCGUCGGUCCGAUUCGACAUUCGCAUGGGCGAGGGCUACUCCUCCAAGCCCAUCGUGAGCGGCCUCUCGCGCCCGCGCGGCAUCGCCACCGACAGCCAGGGAAACCUGCUGGUCGUUGAGGCGGGCUCUGGUGUGCGCCACGUCAAACUGGCCGAGUCGGGUGGAAGCGUGUGUGUCCAGUCGAGCAAGCAGCUCCUUGCUGAUAGCCAGCUCACCCACGGCAUUGCGCUGUCCCCAGACAACAAGCACCUUUAUGUCUCUGGGAUGCACGGCGUGUUCCAGUACGCGUACAACGCCGUCGCGGGCACAGCGUCCAACCGCAAACUGAUCGUCACCGACCUAAGCAACCCCGGCACUACCCAUGCGACCAGGUCGCUUUGGGUGUCCCGCGCGAACCCGGACCUCCUGCUGGUUCAUCGCGGCUCGUACAGCAACAUCGACCCCGAUGCCGCCAAGGAGGAGACUGGCCGCGCCGUCAUUCGCUACUUCAAUAUCUCGGAGAUCGCCCAGACUCCCCAGCCACACGCCACCGGCGGAAGUCUACUGGCCAUGGGCGUGCGCAACACGGUGGCGUUUGGCGAGAACGUUGCCAGGGGCGAAUUCUGGUCCGUCGACAACUCGAUCGACGACAUGCGGCGCUUCGGGGCGCAGGUGAACAACGACAACCCGGCCGAGAAGAUGAACUUCCACGGCGCCAUCGAGCUCGGCAACAAGCACCUGGGCGGCAACUUUGGCUACCCGACGUGCGUCGCGGCCUGGAGGACCGACACGCUCUCCAACGGGGCGCUCCGGGUGGGGUCACAGAUCGCGGUGGACGUGGGCUCCGGUCAGGACGCGGCGGCGCUGGACGCGGCGUGCCAGCAAAAGUUCCUCCCGCCGCGCCUCAGCUUCCCGAGCCACAACGCGCCGCUCGACGUCAAGUUCACGGCCGACGGGAAGCACGCCUUCAUUGCCUUCCACGGCAGCUGGAACCGCUCGCCGCCCGACGGCUACCGCGUCGUGCGCGUCGACAUGGGCGCCGAUGGCCAGCCGGUCCAGGCCGCCGACUCGGCGAACCCGGGUGCCGUCGUCAUGCGCAACGCCAACAACGCCGCCUGCCCCAGCGGCUGCUUCCGGCCCGUCGGGCUCGCCAUCGACGCCAAGGGGAGGAUGUUCAUGUCGAGCGACAGCACGGGCGAGAUCUACGUGAUCUCGGGGGGCGCGGGCCUGGGCAACUAGGCAAACCGGGGAUGGUGAUGCAUGGCCGUGUCAUGGGUAUGGGUACAUGUUGAGGAAGGCAUAUGGGAAUGUGAAGAUUGGCUGGUAAGCCUGCGCCGAUGGUGUCAUGGACGUCGCGAGGCUUGUUUGAGCAAAGACUAGAAACGUAUGUUUGCCGCCUUGUUCUGUCUCGGGCCCUGCUCGGCCUGCUCCGCACAAUGAUACAUCAGUCCUUCCGCCCG